Messenger RNA from Cercocebus atys (sooty mangabey), 633 nucleotides. RefSeq names its product talanin-like. The annotation marks the transcript as partial. The transcript has 7 exons. The record is from RefSeq and is a predicted model, not a curated record. Lineage: Eukaryota; Metazoa; Chordata; Mammalia; Primates; Cercopithecidae.
UGCUGCCGUACAGACAGGAACCAAACGGAUUAAAAUCCUUGCCUCCAUGGAGCUUACCUUCAGCUAAGGGAGACAGUCAAAAACAAGUCAACACAUCUAAAGAAGCCACUGAUGAAACAGGUUCCCUCUUGGAAAGACCAUCUCGCCUUCCAGCCUCUCCAUCCUGCAGAGAGGAAAACCUGAGUUUGGCGUUGGCAGUCAGGUAAUUCAUCAGAUCUGGAAACCACCUCAUCAGCAUUCCCCUGGCCGACUGGAAGCAACCAUGACGUUGUGCUGAAUGCACUUGCAAAGCUGUGCUGUGGUCUCUCCGAGUUCAUCACGGCACCUCCCUAUGCAGGAGUUUCAAUUCCAGGAUUUAGCCAAAUUUGGGUGGUAUUUCCCUUUUGGUGGGGUACUUUUCAUUACAAUGAGAAGGAUGUCUUAGGACUCCAGCACACUGAGAGGGAGGAAGUCUCUACAAGUCAAAGCAGGAAUAUCGGCCUUCUUACACUUGGACAACUCCAAAAUUGUGUGAUUGGUAAACUCACCUGCUUAAAUGCAAAUGGACAAUCAUCAUUUUUGUUGACAGAACACCUGUUAGGUAUAAGGCACGGUGCCAUAUGCUUUCCUUGGGGCUUGCCUUCAGGCAGCUAA